This is a messenger RNA of Dacryopinax primogenitus, 1956 nucleotides long. RefSeq lists its product as uncharacterized. The transcript is spliced from 9 exons. The record is from RefSeq and is a predicted model, not a curated record. Lineage: Eukaryota; Fungi; Basidiomycota; Dacrymycetes; Dacrymycetales; Dacrymycetaceae. Bases 1 to 1956 code for a protein of 651 amino acids. Gene Ontology annotation, molecular function: nucleic acid binding.
AUGUCUUCUAUAUCAGUACCUUCUACACCAACGCGCUCCACCACUUUGGUAGAGUCUCCGAGUUCUCCCUCCGAUAAACUGGCACGGGCACGGGCUGCCCUUCUAUGUACCCCUGGUGCUCAGCGGAUCUCUCUGCACUCAGCUCACAGCAGUCCUUCGUCAUCCGGAUCGCCUCAUACCCCUCAAUCCAGUCCUCCGAGCUAUAGGUCUACUCGAGCUAGUCCCACGUCUCCUACUUCGGCGAUGACUAAACGCGUCUAUCCUUCAUUCGCGGCGGCAGCGCAGGGCAAAUCUGAAGCCGACAACGACGGUGACUGGAGAUAUCGUGCAGAAACCAAUGCCAUCAAGGUCACAAAAGAAAUCAGCCCCAACAACUCCAACAGUUCUGGUGACGAAAAUGAACUACUGCCUACUCCUUCCCUAGCGCAUUCUCGAACCUUCUCAGAGCAAUCACCAGACUCUUCGCUAUCUCUUCAGAGCCAUUUGGACGAAGAAUAUCAGGUGUCCUUAUUCACUACUCCCCCUAAGCGCCCUCUCAGUCGACUGCGAGGCAGCGUUUCUGAUCCACCACUGACGAGAAGUCGCUCGUAUACUCUAGAGAACUCUCUGGGGCGCAUUGAAACCACUGUCGAGGCCCGAUUGAGAGCAAUAAUGCACGAGAACGAGCUGUCCCCUACGACCGAUUCUCCUAGGUCUGCGGGUGAGGGCCGUACUCGUCUCGACAACCGUCCGCGCCUUAAUCCACGCUUUCCUUCCAUCGGAACUCAUUCCCCUCCCGCAGCUUCCUGCUCGGUCUGCGGCAUUUGUUCUUCAGUUCCCACUCGGUUUUCGAUCCUCGAGCCGUGUCGUCAUCUCAUAUGCUGUAAUUGUCUGACUGGCUCUCUCAAUAUUGUGCGUGAGAAGGACAUGAUGUGCGCCCUCUGUCGUUCCCCUGUUCAGGACUUUAAGCUCCUCGCUCCUCUUCCACUCGCACUCGAAGACGGCCCUUCCAUCGGCACCCCAUCGCGAAAAGCCUUGAUCGACUCUGCUACGUCUGUUAUGAGAGCACCUGCCGUCCAGCGUGGCGCCAUAAAGGAUCUGGCUGCUUCGCGAUCCCACACUUCGUUGACUUCUACCAUCCUGCGAGUGGAUAACGUUCCCUGGGAUAUUGUUCCGCCUAUGGUCGAGGAAUGGGUUGGAGAACCAAUCAUAGCCGCAUAUACCUUGAUUGAUCGACACUCCGGAAAGACGUUUAGCCACGCAUUUAUUGAAUUUGGGACCGCCGAUCAAGCACGCUCAGUUCUGCGCAAACUGCAGAAUGCUGUACUCGGCAAAGGGAAGCGAACGAUGGCGGUAACCGUGACGAUGUCUUCACAGGAAGAACUGAUGACGGAGCUGUAUCCCUCCUGGGGUGGAGAGUUUAUUGGCGCUUGUCCCAUUGUGACGGAUUAUACGAAGCUGCGCGACCAGUCCGCCUUACCAUGCAUACUUUCCCACAAAGAACUUGAAUCCCUCGUCCUACUGCUUGAAAAUCCAAAUCCUCGUUUCGUGAAGACACCUGCGCUGCCGUACUAUGAACUGAUAGGUAUCCUGAAGAAGAUUCCCCAGGAAUGGAUGGGUUGUCUGUCGAUCGAGAUCCGCGACCACCUCUUUGACUUGUGUUCCUAUGCGAUCAAGUUGCUCCGCACCCAGGUUCAGCAGAACUACAACUAUCAUCCGGACGUGAACAACGACUUGAUACUAGAACUUGACCGAUCCAUCCAUACCUGUGCUGCAUUCGACAGCUUGAUCAGCACCACGUCUGUCUCCUUCACUACGUCCACCCCAAUUAAAGAGGCAAUACGACUCUCUGUCUCAGAUACCUCGAUGCCGUCCAAUAUCAGAAAUGCCACUCCAGUCACCAGAAGCAGCAUGAUUCAGCGCUUUGCCAGCGAGUUUAAUGUUGGAGGGAUGGAUAAUGGCCGUAUUCUCGAUUAA